This is a messenger RNA of Venturia canescens, 1018 nucleotides long. It is a transcript of the gene RpL8, whose product is annotated as ribosomal protein L8. Lineage: Eukaryota; Metazoa; Arthropoda; Insecta; Hymenoptera; Ichneumonidae. The coding region runs from base 166 to 939 and encodes 257 amino acids. Gene Ontology annotation, cellular component: cytosolic large ribosomal subunit; ribosome. The transcript has 5 exons. Gene Ontology annotation, molecular function: RNA binding; structural constituent of ribosome. Gene Ontology annotation, biological process: cytoplasmic translation. The record is from RefSeq and is a predicted model, not a curated record.
AUUACAAGCGCAAUUGAAUUUACCGGCAAAACGCCAUUAGUUCGAAAAGCGCCACACAUCAUCUAGCGACGCUACUUGCUGAUGAAGCGCGAGUUGUUUUCCCCCUCCAGUAGGCUGACGAAGCACGUCUCUUCCAUUUGCAAGCGGCUCUUUUGGAUUUGAGCCAUGGGUCGUGUUAUUCGAGCUCAACGUAAGGGAGCUGGAUCCGUUUUCCGCUCUCACACGAAGAGAAGGAAGGGAGCACCCAAGCUUCGAUCUCUCGACUUCUCCGAAAGGCAUGGAUACAUUAAGGGUGUCGUUAAGGACAUAAUUCACGAUCCGGGUCGUGGAGCUCCCUUGGCAGUGGUGCACUUCAGAGAUCCGUACAAGUUUAAAACUCGCAAGGAAUUAUUCAUCGCACCUGAGGGCAUGUACACAGGCCAAUUCUUGUACUGUGGUAAAAAAGCAAACUUGCAGAUCGGCAAUGUGAUGCCGGUUGGUACAAUGCCUGAAGGUACCAUUGUGUGCAACCUCGAGGAAAAGACCGGCGAUCGUGGCCGGCUUGCAAGAGCAUCCGGUAAUUAUGCUACUGUUAUCGCUCACAACCCUGACAGCAAAAAGACGCGCGUCAAGUUGCCAUCCGGUGCAAAAAAAGUAAUUCCGUCGAACAACAGAGCCAUGGUCGGUAUUGUUGCCGGUGGUGGUCGUAUCGACAAACCCAUCCUCAAGGCUGGUCGUGCCUACCACAAGUACAAGGCUAAGAGAAACUGCUGGCCAAAGGUUCGUGGUGUUGCUAUGAAUCCUUGUGAGCAUCCUCACGGUGGUGGUAAUCACCAGCAUAUUGGUAAGGCUUCAACGGUAAAACGUGGAACGAGUGCUGGUCGGAAGGUCGGUCUCAUCGCUGCUCGUCGUACCGGAAGAAUCAGAGGAGGAAAGACAGACACCAAGAAAGACGAUUAGAUCAAUUAUUAUUGAUCAUCGUGUGGUCUUUGUUGUACAAUAAAAAAAAAUUAAAAAAAAAAAACUAAAAAAAUCGCAA